AUGAAUAUAUUCAUGAGGUACGUAGGAUAUACAUAUAUUUUUACGCGUUCGCCAUUAAGCAUACGUUUACACAGCCAUGACAGCCAUUUUCACAACUGUGUACAAUGCUUGGCAUCACAUGAAAGAACAAGAGGAUGGUUUUUGGUCGGUUCACCCGUACCUAUGUUACUCAUUAUGUUUGGCUAUCACAGAUUGAUAACAAAAAUAGGUCCAGCAAUUAUGAAAAGUAGACAACCUUUUAAAAUAGAUAAAAUUGUACAAAUAUAUAAUUUAGCACAAGUUAUUAUAUGCGGAUGGCUAGCAUUCGAGGGAUUUAGAUUAACUUAUGGUCCAAACGGCCAUUAUAAUUUACAUUGUCAACCCAUGGAUCUAUCAUUAUCACCCUUAGCUCGUCGAAUAGCUUUAUUAACGUGGAUAUAUUACAUGAUUAAAGUUUUAGAUUUGUUCGAUACGAUAUUUUUUGUCAUGAGAAAAAAAUUCAAUCAAGUUUCUUUCCUUCAUCUUUAUCAUCACAUGGGAAUAUUAAUACUCGGCUACAUGGGUUCAACAUUUUAUCCAGAUGGACACGGUUUCAUUAUAAUACCAUUAAAUAGUUUGGUACAUUGUUUUAUGUAUUUUUAUUAUUUUUUAAGUAAUUAUAGUAGUAAAUAUAAGAAUAACGUUUGGUGGAAAAAACACAUAACACAAUUACAAAUAGCUCAGUUUGUUAUACUUAUAAUACAAGCAACAAGAGGAUUAUUAGCAUCAAAUUGUGGUUAUCCAUAUUUUCCAUUGUUUCUUAUUUACCCACAAUUAAUAUUAAUACUUAAACUUUUCGGUGAUUUCUAUUACAAAACUUAUAUUAAUCCGAAACCAACGCAAAAAACAUCCUAA
Pediculus humanus corporis (human body louse) is the source of this 873-nucleotide messenger RNA. RefSeq names its product elongation of very long chain fatty acids protein, putative. Gene Ontology annotation, molecular function: fatty acid elongase activity. Gene Ontology annotation, cellular component: endoplasmic reticulum membrane. Gene Ontology annotation, biological process: very long-chain fatty acid biosynthetic process; fatty acid elongation, polyunsaturated fatty acid; sphingolipid biosynthetic process. The coding region runs from base 1 to 873 and encodes 290 amino acids. The transcript is spliced from 8 exons. Lineage: Eukaryota; Metazoa; Arthropoda; Insecta; Psocodea; Pediculidae. The record is from RefSeq and is a predicted model, not a curated record.